AUGUCGAUAAUAGAACAGACAGAUGUAAAGCCUAAGCAAACCAAGUCGAGAAGAAGAGUGUCGAAUGAGGAUUCUGUCCAGGCGGUUGUAUCUAACGAUGACGCGAAGAAGGAAGCAGCCAAAAGGGCUGCGCGGAGAAAGAAAGAAAUAGAAGCUGAAAAUAUUCGGAAAAUGUUCGUUUCUAGCCUCGACCCCUUGGAUACACCUUUGAAGUGGUGGGAAACGGAAUAUGUAAAAUACGCAAUAAAUUAUCCACCGGUGAAAUCACGACUAGAGCAUAUAAUGGGAAGUCACAUUGUGCGAUUGACAGAUCGGAAAUACAUGCAAUUACUCGCCUCUAGUAUCGAAAAAUAUCACCAAGAGCAACAGAAAAUACGCAUAGAAGAAAGAAAGCUGAAGCCACCCUCGGUCAUAUCUCGAUUGUUGGAAACAUCUUAUGAAGUGCUUACGGAUUGUAUGAAAGAAAGGAAGUAUAGUAAGCUCAAGCUUUAUAUAUAA
Dufourea novaeangliae is the source of this 498-nucleotide messenger RNA. RefSeq lists its product as uncharacterized. The transcript is spliced from 2 exons. The record is from RefSeq and is a predicted model, not a curated record. The coding region runs from base 1 to 498 and encodes 165 amino acids. Lineage: Eukaryota; Metazoa; Arthropoda; Insecta; Hymenoptera; Halictidae.